ACGCAUCGAUCAGCAUGACUGGCAGGACUCUGUGCUUCCCAAGUUUAGCUCCUUUUUCUUCCCUCCCUUCCAAGAUGGGACGCAGCUACCGUAGCUUUGCGUCUCAAGUCUCCUCCCUGCAACCAUUGGCCCAUCCAUCGUCACCUCACAGGGAGGAUGGGGACGCAGAAGCGGAAUGGGAUGGCCUAGGAUUUGGCCUGAUGCCGACCGAUUACAUGUACGUGGCCAAGUGUAGCGGGGACCGCAACUUUGGACGAGGACAACUUCGUCUUUUCGGGAACUUUCAAGUGAGCCCCUCCGCCGGAGUUCUAAACUACGGCCAAGGAGUGUUUGAAGGGACGAAAGCACACAGAAAGGAAAAUGGGCACCUACUUCUGUUUCGUCCGGAACAGAAUGCCAUGCGCAUGCGGAUGGGUGCAGACCGAAUGUGCAUGCCUGCACCUUCCGUGGAUCAAUUCGUGAAUGCUCUCAAGCAAACUGCCUUGGCCAACAGGCGCUGGGUUCCUCCACCGGCCAAGGGAUCGCUGUACCUGAGGCCUCUGCUCAUAGGGACGGGUCCCGUAUUGGGUUUGGCCCCGGCGCCCGAAUAUACAUUCCUCAUAUAUGCUUCUCCCGUGGGCACCUAUUUCAAAGAGGGUACGGCACCGCUUAACUUGUACGUGGAGGAGGACACGGAUCGUGCUUCUCGUCGCGGGACCGGAAGCGUCAAAACCAUUUCAAAUUAUGCUCCCGUUCUGAUGGCACAAAUGAGAGCAAAAAACAGGGGAUUCUCGGAUGUGCUGUACCUGGACUCGCAGACCAAGAAGAAUCUGGAGGAGGUGUCGUCUUGUAACAUUUUUAUUGCAAAGGGCAAAAACAUCUCAACACCAGCCACCAACGGAACCAUUCUUGCGGGAAUCACCAGAAAAAGUGUCAUUGAAAUUGCUCGUGAUCUUGGCUAUCAGGUGGAGGAGCGUGCCGUGGGAGUGGAUGAAUUAGCGGAGGCUGAUGAAGUUUUCUGCACUGGUACUGCUGUUGGCGUUGCCCCUGUAGGAACCAUCACUUACAGAGAUGCAAGGAUGGAAUACAGAACAGGGAGGGGAACGAUCUGUCAAGAGCUGAGCUCCACACUCACGGGUAUUCAGACUGGUAAGAUUGAAGAUGGUAGAGGGUGGAUCCAUGAGAUUUUCUAAACUCUGUGUUUUGCUUGUGAACCAGUGUCGGCAAAAAUUUGUAAAUCAACGUCCUGUUUCCUGUACCAUGUCAUGAUAAACAAAAAACCUAUAUAGAACAGCUUAUAA
This is a messenger RNA of Neltuma alba, 1280 nucleotides long. Its product is annotated as branched-chain-amino-acid aminotransferase 2, chloroplastic-like. The record is from RefSeq and is a predicted model, not a curated record. The transcript is spliced from 10 exons. Gene Ontology annotation, molecular function: branched-chain-amino-acid:2-oxoglutarate transaminase activity. Lineage: Eukaryota; Viridiplantae; Streptophyta; Magnoliopsida; Fabales; Fabaceae. Gene Ontology annotation, biological process: branched-chain amino acid metabolic process. Bases 15 to 1172 code for a protein of 385 amino acids.